AUGGAUGCUAAAUCUUUUUACGGUGCAAGGCCACGCAACUUUUUGGCACUUAUACCAGAAAAUCCUCAAGACUCUGAUGCUGAUCUGAGUGAUGACGAUGACCAAAUUGAGGAUCCUGAUUAUCAGCCCACACAUGCAGAAGACACUGGGGACACUUCUUUUGAAUCCAUGGAUAAGGAAGAGGUUGCCUCAACAAGCACAACUUCAACACUGCCUCCUUGUAAGAAGAGCAGAAAAGGGAAGAACACCCUAAAAACAGUUUCCAUGGAGGAGCCAGAGGACCCACCUGAUCCAAACAAAAGCACAAGGAGAAUCUGGAAGCAUGAAGACAUUGAGGAAUUCCAGGUUCCUGAAUCAAGAUUUGAACCCCCUGAGGCUGUAAAGACACCCUUCCAGUACUUCAAAAUGCUCUUCACUGACGAGAUGAUUGAACAUAUUGCUCAUCAUACCAAUCUGUACUCUGCCCAUGAGUUGAGUGAUCCAAUCAAGACUAGCCCUGAAGAGAUUGAAGAUUUCCUGUCAAUACUACUCUUCAUGGGUGUGUUCAACUUCCCAGCCAUGGAAGACUACUGGCACCACGAGUCACGUUUUGAUCUGAUAGCUGAUAUCAUGCCGAAGAAGAGAUUCCAGCUGUUACGCCGGUUCAUUCAUUUUAAUGAUAAUCAACAGUGUAACGACAGUCCAGACAGAUUUUACAAAAUCCGCCCCCUCUUUGAUAUGCUUCGUGAGCAGUGUCUCCUGAUUCCAUCCACUUACAAGCACAGUGUGGAUGAGGUCAUGGUGGCAUAUAAAGGCACACGGGCUGGCACUCUCCGCCAAUAUAUUGCCAACAAGCCAGACAAAUGGGGCUUUAAAUUGUUCUGCCGAGCCAGUUCAUCUGGCAUCAUCCAUGACCUACUGCUCUAUCAAGGGGUAUCCACAUUCAAUGUUGCCCUAAGUGAGGAGGAGCAGGGGCUACUUCUAAUGGUAAUAACAUUAUGCAAAACCAUAACACAGCCACGUCUUUCUGUUGUCUUCUGUGACAACUACUUCACCAGUUUCAACUUGAUCCAGAAGCUGAACGCAAACUUGGGUGUCAAGUUCAUUGGCACUGUCCGACCAAACCGCAUUGGUGGAGCUACCUUGAUGGUAGACAAACAGCUGAUGAAGAAAGGACGUGGAGCUUUUGAUUACAGGUCUGCUGAAGGGGUGAUCGCAGUGAAAUGGUAUGACAACAAAUGCGUCAACCUUCUGAGCAAUGCCUGUGGGAUCAUGCCUCUUUCAACUGUCAAACGGUGGAGCAAAGUGGCCCGUGCAAAGAUUAAUGUCCCGUGCCCAUCACUCAUUCCUGCCUACAAUCAGCAUAUGGGAGGCAUUGAUCUUUCUGACAUGCUGGUACACCUAUACAAGACCCCUGCCAAGUCAUGGCGAUGGUACAUUCCCCUCUUUGGAUACAUCCUUGACUUGUGCAUCUCAAAUUCCUGGCUGGUCUACAAGAGGGAUUGUGGCCUACUGAAUGAAAAACCAAUGCCUCUCAAAAGAUUCCGCCUGGCAGUUGCCCACAGUUUGAUGAGAGUCAACAAGCCAGCACCCAAAGUUGGCCGACCAUCGUCCUGCUCUCCACUACCUCAGAAGAAACGCUACACCCCAAGACCCUCACAACCACAACCAGAUGUGCGUUACGACAACUGUGGACAUUGGCCGCUUCACUGUGACAAGCGUGGGAGGUGCAACCUGUGUCCAAAGGGUGUGUCAAGAUGGAAGUGUCAGAAAUGCAAUGUUUUCCUGUGUUUGAAUGCAAACCAGCAAUGCUUUGUAGCAUACCAUGAGAAAUAA
Molecule: messenger RNA, 1815 nt
Organism: Pseudoliparis swirei
Lineage: Eukaryota; Metazoa; Chordata; Actinopteri; Perciformes; Liparidae
Product: piggyBac transposable element-derived protein 3-like
Exons: 1
Coding region: 1-1815 (604 amino acids)
Source: RefSeq, a predicted model, not a curated record